Molecule: messenger RNA, 910 nt
Organism: Rattus rattus (black rat)
Lineage: Eukaryota; Metazoa; Chordata; Mammalia; Rodentia; Muridae
Gene: Vax2
Product: ventral anterior homeobox 2
Exons: 3
Coding region: 1-879 (292 amino acids)
Biological process (GO): neuron differentiation; regulation of DNA-templated transcription; brain development
Molecular function (GO): DNA binding; DNA-binding transcription factor activity, RNA polymerase II-specific
Source: RefSeq, a predicted model, not a curated record
AUGGGCGAUGGGGGCGCGGAGCGGGACCGCGGCCCCAAGCGCCGGGAGGAGCCUGGUGGCCGCAGCGGGUGUCGUGGGGAGCACCGCGGAGCGGAAGAUUUGCGUGCUGACACGGGUAGCGCGAGUCCGAGGGAGAUUGCUGGGACCUCCGCCUCCAGCCCCGCGGGCUCCAGGGAGAGCGGCGGGGACAGCGACGGACAACAGGCGCUCGGUGAGACGGACCACUGCCGCCGCAUCCUGGUACGAGAUGCCAAGGGGACCAUUCGGGAAAUUGUCCUGCCCAAGGGCCUGGACCUCGACCGACCCAAGAGGACCCGUACCUCCUUCACAGCAGAACAGCUGUAUCGUUUGGAGAUGGAGUUCCAGCGCUGCCAGUAUGUGGUGGGCCGAGAGCGCACAGAGCUGGCCCGCCAGCUGAACCUCUCUGAGACUCAGGUGAAGGUCUGGUUCCAGAACCGCCGCACCAAGCAGAAGAAGGACCAGAGCAGAGACCUGGAAAAGCGGGCAUCCUCCUCCGCCUCUGAGGCCUUUGCCACCUCCAACGUUCUGCGACUUCUGGAACAGGGCCGGCUGCUCUCCGUGCCCAGAGCUCCCAGCCUCCUAGCACUGAGCCCUGGCCUGCCAGGUCUAACCUCUGGCCACAGGGGCACCUCCUUGGGUGACCCCAGGAACUCCUCCCCACGCCUCAAUCCAAUGCCCUCAGCCUCAGCGUCGUCCCCUCUGCCACCCCCUCUGCCAGCCGUCUGCUUUUCCGCAGCUCCACUCCUGGACUUGCCCGCCAGCUACAAACUGGGGUCCUCGGCUUUUGAGCCCUACAGCAGACUAGAACAACAGAAAGUAGGCAGCCCUGGCCAAAGUGACAAGAAAGCUGACAUUUAAGAGUCCCAUCCCCAUGUGACACUGAGUCCCC